AUGCACAGACGCACAACUGCAUACGCCACCGUUGGUGUUCAAAGGUUGCGUACUGAGCAGAACGACACCGAUGCACGUUUGCUAGUGCUGCUGGGCUGUCUGCUAGCAGCAGCUAGCAGCGAUGCUGAGAUUACGACCGUGCUGGGACAGAAUGGUUACGACUACACUCCACCGAAAGUGCCCUUCCCGCCGCCACCAAGCUGCCCGGCUGGUGGAGUUCCUCCCUACUGUUGCACCAACGGUGGACAAGGACCCAACUGUGUAGUCCCCAGACCGCCACCUCCACCACCACCACCAAGCUGCCCGGCGGGAGGAGUUCCACCCUACUGUUGCACCAACGGUGGCACAGGACCGAACUGUUACGUGCCACCGCCUCCAACGCCUCCACCGACGCGGCCACCUCCACCACCGCCAGCAUGUCCGGCCGGAGGAGUCCCGCCGUACUGUUGUACUAAUGGAGGUACUGGACCUAACUGCUACGUUCCACCACCGCCAACGCCUCCACCGACGCGACCUCCUCCACCACCCCCAGCGUGUCCGGCCGGAGGAGUCCCGCCGUAUUGCUGUACCAACGGAGGAUCUGGACCGAACUGCUACGUUCCACCACCGCCAACUCCACCUCCAACACGGCCUCCACCACCUAGUUGCCCGGCCGGUGGAGUUCCUCCGUACUGCUGCACCAAUGGAGGUAGUGGUCCAAACUGCUAUGUACCCCCACCACCAACAAGACCGCCUCCGCCGCCACCAUCCUGCCCGGCAGGUGGAGUUCCACCCUACUGUUGUACUAACGGAGGUACCGGACCCAACUGCUAUGUGCCACCGCCACCCACCCCACCGCCAACGAGACCUCCACCAAGCUGUCCGGCCGGAGGAGUUCCUCCUUACUGCUGUACCAAUGGAGGAUCCGGUCCGAACUGUUAUGUACCACCGCCUCCCACUCGACCACCGACUCGGCCACCAAGCUGUCCGGCCGGAGGAGUGCCACCUUACUGUUGCACUAAUGGCGGCCAGGGGCCCAACUGUGUGGUGCCGACGAGACCACCGAAGGGAGAUGAGUACCUGCCACCUUGCCCGAACGGAGGUGUAGGACCAAACUGUGUAGUACCGACACGUCCACCAGUAACUCCGGCGCCAAGGCCUCCAUUCGGAUGUCCUAAUGGCGGAGUUCCACCGAAUUGCUGCACAAAUGGAGGACAAGGACCAAACUGCGUGAUUCCCAGACCUCCUCCGCCACCGCCUAGCUGCCCGGCCGGAGGUGUUCCACCCUACUGUUGCACCAACGGGGGAACGGGUCCCAACUGCUACGUCCCACCACCACCCACUCCACCACCUACACGUCCUCCUCCACCACCGCCAACGCGUCCUCCGCCAGCUUGUCCGGCCGGAGGAGUUCCACCAUACUGCUGUACCAAUGGAGGAACUGGCCCGAAUUGUUACGUUCGCCCUCCACCGACUCCACCACCGACUCGGCCACCUCCUCCGCCACCAACACGUCCACCAAGCUGUCCAGCCGGAGGAGUUCCUCCGUACUGUUGCACGAAUGGAGGAUCAGGACCUAAUUGCUACGUUCCACCGCCUCCAACUCCACCACCAACGCGUCCUCCACCUCCUCCACCAACUCGCCCGCCGAGUUGUCCUGCAGGUGGAGUUCCACCGUACUGCUGCACGAACGGAGGAUCCGGCCCGAACUGCUAUGUCCCCCCACCACCGACACCACCGCCAACUCGACCACCUCCUCCGCCACCAACACGUCCUCCGAGUUGCCCAGCAGGUGGAGUUCCACCGUACUGCUGUACGAAUGGUGGAACUGGUCCGAACUGCUAUGUCCCACCGCCACCCACACCACCUCCAACAAGACCACCACCGCCACCACCAACUCGUCCACCGAGCUGUCCGGCCGGAGGAGUUCCUCCUUACUGUUGCACGAACGGUGGUUCAGGACCCAACUGUGUUGUACCAACGAGACCUCCGCCACCAACGACACAAAGCAAUCAAUAUCUUCCGCCUUGUCCUAACGGGGGUGUUGGACCCAACUGCCAAGUACCACCAACUCGUCCUCCGAGCUGCCCUGCAGGUGGAGUUCCUCCUUACUGCUGUACUAACGGAGAUACUGGCCCGAACUGUUAUGUACCACCACCACCACCACCACCAACAAGACCUCCGCCUCCUCCACCAACUCGACCGCCGAGUUGUCCGGCCGGUGGUGUUCCUCCCUACUGCUGUACAAACGGCGGCACAGGACCUAACUGCUACGUCCCACCUCCACCAACCCCACCUCCUACUCGUCCUCCUCCUCCUCCGCCAACUCGCCCUCCGCCAGCAUGUCCGGCCGGAGGAGUUCCACCAUACUGCUGUACUAAUGGAGGAUCUGGCCCGAACUGCUACGUUCCCCCUCCGCCGACUCCACCACCGACCCGACCACCGCCUCCUCCGCCAACUCGCCCACCGAGCUGUCCAGCCGGUGGAGUUCCUCCGUACUGCUGCACAAAUGGAGGUACUGGGCCGAACUGCUACGUUCCUCCACCACCAACCCCACCGCCUACCCGUCCCCCUCCGCCACCGCCAACGCGUCCACCAAGCUGUCCGGCCGGAGGAGUUCCUCCCUACUGUUGCACGAAUGGUGGAACUGGUCCGAACUGUUAUGUUCCACCUCCACCGACACCGCCUCCAACUAGGCCUCCACCACCACCUCCGACUCGACCACCGUCUUGUCCAGCCGGAGGAGUUCCUCCGUAUUGCUGCACGAAUGGCGGAACUGGACCUAACUGCUACGUUCCACCGCCUCCAACACCUCCACCGACACGGCCACCCCCACCACCGCCAAGCUGCCCAGCAGGUGGAGUUCCGCCGAACUGCUGCACGAACGGAGGAUCCGGCCCGAACUGCUACGUUCCAACACGUCCACCGCCUCCACCACCUACCCCUGGGAAGGACAAUGAGUAUCUCCCCCCGUGCACUAACGGAGGAGUCGGUCCCAACUGUGUUGUUCCAACGAGACCUCCUCCUCCACCCACUCGUCCACCACCGGCAUGUCCGGCCGGAGGAGUGCCACCAUACUGCUGUACGAACGGAGGAACUGGACCUAACUGCUACGUCCCACCUCCACCAACCCCACCACCGACGCGGCCACCUCCACCACCACCGGCAUGUCCGGCCGGAGGAGUGCCACCAUACUGCUGUACGAACGGAGGAACUGGACCGAAUUGUUACGUACCACCGCCUCCAACUCCUCCACCGACGCGGCCACCUCCACCACCCCCAGCGUGUCCGGCCGGAGGAGUCCCGCCGUAUUGCUGUACCAACGGAGGAUCUGGCCCGAACUGCUAUGUUCCACCGCCACCUACCCCACCCCCAACUAGACCACCCCCACCAACUCGCCCUCCGCCGACAUGUCCGGCUGGUGGUAUACCACCGUACUGUUGUACGAAUGGAGGUUCCGGACCGAACUGCUUUGUACCGACGAGACCUCCUCCUCCUCCAACUAGCCCUGCACCAAGCUGCCCUAACGGUGGUGUGUUGCCUUUCUGUUGCACUAAUGGUGGCCAAGGACCGAACUGCGAUGUUCCGUCCCACACUCUGGAAGAAGAUGGCUACCAUUAUAAGCGGCCAAGCAAACCAUUCACAUUUUAG
Molecule: messenger RNA, 3630 nt
Organism: Anopheles marshallii
Lineage: Eukaryota; Metazoa; Arthropoda; Insecta; Diptera; Culicidae
Product: basic proline-rich protein-like
Exons: 5
Coding region: 1-3630 (1209 amino acids)
Source: RefSeq, a predicted model, not a curated record